AUGGACGAACGGCACAAAAAGCUUCUGCAGCGGAACAGAACGCGCCUUGUGAAAGAGUUGGAGCCGUCUUGUUUGUAUGAUCUGCUUCUGGAGAAGGGGGUUUUCACUCAGGACAUGAUCGACGAGAUUAAGAGCGCGGGAACCAGGCGGGACCAGGCCCGGCAGCUGUCCCGGGACAUCGAGACCAGGGGCAGCCGAGCGUUCCUCCUGUUUGUGGAGAGUUUGGAUCAGACGGGGCAGACGCAGCUGGCACAAGCCCUGAGGGAAGGCUCUGCUCUUGGUACACUGGAGCCCAUAGCGCCCCCUGUUGUUAGAGCAGCGCUACAGCCUUUGCCCAUCGUUUCCCCAAUGGAUGUGGACAAGAAAAUAUUGAUUCCACCCAUCACUCCCAUCACUCCCAUCACUCCCAUUACUCCCACUCAUAGGCCCAGCCCUACUCCAGGCCCAUCCCCUGAGGGAGAGGCGCUGAGACCAAAGCCACAGAGAAUCCGCAGAGAUAGCAUCCAGAGUUACAAAAUGGACGCGUCUCCCUGUGGUCACUGCCUCAUCAUCAACAACGUGGAGUUUGAGGCCAAAAGUGAACUGAGCAAUCGUGCAGGCUCCAACACAGACUGUGAGAAACUGCAAAGGAGAUUCAGCAACAUGAACUUCAUCGUCAAGGUUACCACCAACCUGCGGCAAAAGCAAAUCCGAAAGGAGCUCCUGGCUUUGUCCAAAAUAGACCAUUCCUCAUUCGACUGCUGUGUGGUUAUCAUCCUCUCCCAUGGGACAGAGGUGAGUCACAGCCGCUUCCCUGGGGCGGUGUACGGCGUGGACGGCCUCUUUGUCCCAGUGCAGCACGUCACCAACUUCUUGAACGGUCAGAACUGCCCCUCUCUGCAGGGAAAGCCCAAGCUGUUCUUCAUCCAGGCCUGCGGAGGAGGAGAGAAGGACACAGGCUUCGAGGUGUCUCCUGAGGACUCGCCGCCCUCUGCUGGUGAAGGAGAAGAUGACCAGACUGAUGCCAUCCCCUCCUCAUCCAGCAGUGACUCCCUCAGUCUAUAUGAUGAACCAGACGCCCGUGCCUCUCUGCCCACCCCCAGUGACAUCCUGGUGUCCUACUCCACCUUUCCCGGGUACGUGUCAUGGAGGGACACUCAGGCCGGCUCCUGGUACGUGGAGACUCUGGAGAGAGUGUUUGCACAAACAGCCUCCGAGGACGACCUGGUCACUAUGCUCAUGAUGGUGAAUCAUGAGGUGUCUCAGAACUCGGCCAAAGGUCUUUACAAGCAGAUGCCCGGAUCCUUCAACUUCCUCCGAAAACUGCUCUACUUUCAAACUCCAAUGAACUGCAGUUUCCCUUCUGCCGUCUUUACACUAGGACAGGCUCAAAAGUCGAGCAUUCCAAAUGUACCUGGACUUUUACUGGGACACUUUUUGGGAUGCUGUGAUCUGAUUCUGUCUGUCCUCCUGCUGUGCUUGGUCCCCUGCUCUCCCCUGGUGGCCUGCACUGUCCUAGGAGAGUAUAGUACUGUUCCACAUUCCCCUGUGGAACAGUACGAUAAACAAGAAGUCGUGGUCAGACGUGUGAAGAUGCAGCUCAUGAUCUCCUCUGCUCUGGCGGCGGAGGAGCGAGCUGUGACCUGUGAUGACUCUGGUAACGUGCACCGCCUCAGCUGUGGUGAGGAUCAUGCAGAACUCGUGACUUAA
Messenger RNA from Knipowitschia caucasica, 1689 nucleotides. Lineage: Eukaryota; Metazoa; Chordata; Actinopteri; Gobiiformes; Gobiidae. The record is from the annotation of a GenBank genome assembly.